Molecule: messenger RNA, 1657 nt
Organism: Gamsiella multidivaricata
Lineage: Eukaryota; Fungi; Mortierellomycota; Mortierellomycetes; Mortierellales; Mortierellaceae
Exons: 2
Coding region: 369-1409 (346 amino acids)
Source: RefSeq, a predicted model, not a curated record
GCAGCAGAACCCACAGAGGCUUCUCCAACGUCAUCCGUCCUUGCCGCCCCCGCGUCAGCCUCCUCACCUCCUUCUCCCCAGGCACAAGCAAAAGCAAAGGCAGACGCCCAUGCUCAUGCCUAUGCGUCCCCUUCAAAACCAAGGCCGAUCAUCUCCUCCCCACACUCCCCCUCAUCCCGGUCUCCCUCCAGACCCUCACGCUCUCUCUCUCUCAUAUCCCCAAUCACCUUAGCCAUCCUCUCCCAGACCCUGUCUCCACCGCUACCCAGCCCUCCCCCCCCUCCUCCUUUUCUUCGUCCCCACCUCCACUUCCUCGUCAGCACCUCCGUCAGCACUCUGAAGAACACGCCAGAUCCUCGUCCACAUCGAUGCACACUCCCCACCAGCACUAUCCAUUCUUCCACCGAAACCACCAACGCCAGUAUAGCCACCCCCAAUCACCACCAGGGCCUACAUCGACCACCCUUGCCCAGUCGCCGCAUCGCCGCCAGAGCAAACCAAGCCCGGCUACAUCGUCCUCGACAUCUUCGUCUGCACCGUCGUCUCCUGCCUUCUCACUCGAUUCCCCACCGACCUCUCCCCAAUACCGCAUCGAUAACAGCAGCAACGCCGCAACAACUCUGCCCCCACUGCCGUACUUUCCCCCCCUGCCCUUUCCCCCUGAACUCGAGGACUUUUCGACUGUUGCGUCAGAGGAGGUACAACAGGAACAAAAACAGGAGGAACAACAACAACAACAACAACAACAGAAGCAUUUUCAGGACCUUCUUCUCGAUCCUGCGAACUCGAACGCGAGUACAAACGCAAACAUAAACGCACAAACAACAACAACAAACACGGCCAAGGCGUCAUCGUUCUCACCACCUUCCACGCCGCUGCUGCCGCCCCUGACAGGAAUGCUGGCAGCUCAUUCAGCAGGAGCGAAUGGAGGCUCACAAGCGAUUCCGAUCCCAACUCGUCCUGGGCUUUACAACAAUCGCAGCAGUAUUAAUAAUAGCAGCAGCAAUAAUAAUGAUUAUAACAAUUGCAAUAACAGCAGCAAUACCAGGAGCAGCGGCAGUAACAUUAGACCGGUGGUUAAUCAGAGCAACAGUUCAACGGGGAUAAAGGAGAGUGGCUUCGACCAUGGGAUCGAUACCAGGAUUGGGAACCAGAACCGCCCACGAAGGGACAGUAAUGGACAACAUCACCAUCUGGGCUUCCAGAACAACGGCCAGGCCAGCCUCAGUGUGGGCAGCAAUAGCCGGACAGCCUUGGUCAGCCCUAGUUCCUCGGGCCAGGGAUCGUCGUUGAAGAGCGAGUCAAGCUACCUCAGCUCGCGACGCAGUUCCAAGGAUUCGUGUGGUGGUCCCUGCGCAAAGAAAUAUUAUGGGAGAGGGGGGGCUACCAAUCACUGGGACGGCGCAUGAAAUGGCGGCAAAACACAAGAAUGCAACAACAAGAAGAAGAUAUGCGGUUGUUGACAGGGGUGGAAUAAUUGGUCGGGUCAAUUGUUGCUGGCGAGCCUAUUUCCGCUCAUUGUGCGAUUAUGUAUUGUGUUCUUUUCCCGCCAUUCUCUCCUUUCUUUUUCUUCUUUUUCUUCGACGUUCUCAAUGUACGGUCUUCUCCCCUUUGCCUCCGUGUAUGUGGUGCUUUUUAAAGAGUGUGAUUGUCCGAU